This is a messenger RNA of Daldinia caldariorum, 1671 nucleotides long. RefSeq lists its product as uncharacterized. The record is from RefSeq and is a predicted model, not a curated record. Bases 510 to 1346 code for a protein of 278 amino acids. The transcript has a single exon. NCBI's taxonomy places the organism in Eukaryota, Fungi, Ascomycota, Sordariomycetes, Xylariales, Hypoxylaceae.
GUUAGCUUGUUCUUGUUUUAUAUGUAAAAUUGGUGAUGUGAUGCGAUGCGAUGUAAGUGGACGUGACGGAUGUGAUGUAACCUAAUUCAGGUACCAAUGAUGUCAAAUGUCAACGUUGUUGCUACUACCCAUUUAGUGCAAUUUCCCGAUCCUAGCUCUUUCCUGCCGCCAAUUUGUUCUCCCGGCGUGUUGAAGCUGCUACAGGUGCUACAGAUGCUAUUACAGGUGCAUGAAUUAGAUCCUGCCUAGAGGUUGGUACUUGUACCUAAGCUUUUCGCAAACCUGUAAAUCACCGACAUUCAUCAACAUUAACUCUGUAGUAUCAUCAACUCAACUUUUACUCCUUGGAGGAGACAAAUCUCAAGUCUCCUUGUCCGCCGCUCUUUUUUCUCAUUUUUAUUCUCCCUCUCUCUCUCCUAGUUUCCCCUUAGAAUGUACCAUAUCGGCAAUUCGACAUUCUUACUUCGCAGUCAUAUCUUUCCGACCGAUCGAGCAAGACGUUAGCCACAAUGCCUGGCGGAUUAGAAGCAUCCCGUUGGGCAUCGGCAUCGGCCCCGAGCAACUAUCGCAUAAACAAGUCACACGGUAACCGCCGCCGCCGUUCUUCGCGAAGCUCGUCAAGUCUGCCGCCCUCGACGCCCUCGACAAGAUCGGCCCCGAGAUCGAGAUCCGACACUUCCUUUACCCCACGCGACUCGACCGAAGACCCACCUCCACCUGAAUACGAACUUUCACGAUUCCUCAAAAUCGUGGCUCGUCUCAACUGGAAAAUGCCAUUCCUUAAGGAGGGAUACCGCAUGGCUAUAGAUAGUGCCGACAAGCCACUGGCACAAGUCGAAGCUUGCGAGAUACAAUUCAAGUUGGACUUCCACGAAUUUUACAUGCUUAUCGAGCGAGCCCUAGUCCGCUUGAUGGGCAUCUUCGGAAUCAUGGUGAAGAAUCAUGGUGCUGUAAUUAACGGCGUUUUCACACUAUACGGCAGCUCGGAGAGCGGUCAGCAUCAGUACCACGCAAACGUCCUCAGGGCGCUCGAAGAUCCAAGGAACCCGCUCAGUGCCAUCUUUGGGGUUACUGAAGUCCGGAAGCAGUUAAUGCAAGCUAAAGACCUCCGCAACCGCUGGAAGAAUAUUGACGAGGCAGACCCAGCGUCGCCUCCGCCCGCGCCGCUCUCGGCCUAUAAUCUUGAGCUUAUCGUGCAGACUAUUCUCGCGGCGAUCGAGCGCGCUCAUGCUUUCACCGUCGAAUAUGUUGUUGCGCGCGAAGGCAAACCCAUGAAUACCUCUAGCGACACGGGAGAGAAAGACUGGGAGUUUAUCGUGGAUGCGAUGGAUUGGGAAGCAGUUUGAUUGUUGAUUGAUGCAUUAUAGCAUGGCAAAGCAUUAUUUGGAUUCCCUUCUUGUUUUUUUUUAAUCAAAGUCCUAGGCAUACAAGUUAUUGGCGUUUAGGUUGACGAUAUUGACCAUGGUGUGAUACCCGGACCUAUAGGAUAAGGUAUCCUUAGGGACUCAGCAGGAUUUCUUUGUACCCUCGCAUCUUUUGUUGCAUUAGUUAACCUCAAGUUCAACAAGCUCGUUGAACACCAAACCUAAUAAUUCAUACUAAGUACCUAGGUACCUAAGGUAAUUUACUUCCAAGCCUGUUAAUCACAACGAUGAGGUGCUUGACUCAGAA